UCCUGCGACGGUCCUCCUUCAGUCUUAGAACUCACCUCGGUCGGGCUGUACGGGCACACGGGUUUGAAGCGAACCAUCAGUUUACGUUUCGGUUUCAGGUUCAGUUGUACGGUGCCGUGACGCGGGCCCCAACCAGAGGGACAAGAGCUGAUUAUCGUGUACCCAGAUUCACUUGCUCAUCCUCCAUAGCCCGAUUGUGCUGCACGGCCGGUGUUGAUCAGUGCAACAAAUACUUUAACGUUUGCAGAAAAUGUUGAUCCUGCCCGUGAACACACAGAGAUGGACACUGAGAUAGCCUACUUCGCACUGCUUGUUUGCUUUGGCUUGCUGUGGGGCACCCCGUCCGACGCAUCGAAUGUACUGAUGGCCGCCUUAAGCGAUACGCUGUUGCCAUGUGGUGACCGGCAUUGUAGUAACGCAACGGAAAUAUGUAAAGACGACCAAUUCUGCGAGUGUAAGCCACAUUUUGAGGACCUCGGAACAUUCGAGUGUGUACCAUGCCCGGGUGAAGGACUGCAUUGCCGCGGUUGUUGCAUGACCGAUGCGUUGGUAUGCUACCGGGGAAUCUGUCAAAGGUGCGCUGUAGAUAGUAAUGGCAAUUGCAUACCUCAGGAGUCACUGUUUUUCCUCACAGCGGCCCAAGUUGCCUUGGCAACUGCAAUGGUACUGGGUGUGAUAUCCCUAAGCUUUCUACUCUACAAAACUCUUCGUUCUCGUUUAAGACGCAGCAAUAACCAAACGGCACCAAGCGAAUUCCGACAAUCGGUGGUCAGCCGUGUAUCGCUUUCCUCCAUACAGCAACGAGUGGUUCGUCGAUUGCGUGAUCGUCCCCCGAAAUACGAAACACGACACAACUAUGAGCACCAGCAGCGGCAAAUGGAGCGGCAGAAUAGUCAGCAAAACACACCUGCCAGCCCACCACCGCCGCCGCCGGAGGAAGCAGCACAACAGCGUAGCCCGAUUCCGAUAAGUGGACCUCCACCGGCUUACGAGGGCGACACGAUGUCUUUGGCGGAAAAUCCGCCACCUUAUACUGCAGAACCGACUGGCGACGAUCGAGUGGCAGUAAUCGAUAUUCCCCUAACUAACCAGCUUUCGGUUGAGUCUUCGUCACCCGGGACGACGGAAUCUAGUACGGUUGAUGCACAGGAACUGCAGGGAAUCGACAAUCAGGUGUUUGAGCCGGAUAAGCCCAUCCAAUCGCCGGCAGUUGAUCGAAAGGGCGAAGGAGAAAGCGUUGCCCAAACCCGAAGCUACGAUAUUCCUCUAGUCAGUAACGACGAUAAAACGGUUUACAUGUAAAGAUCCGGCCGCUUACGAGUUAGCUUUGUGCGGAAACCUGAAUGAAUGGUGUAAGUUAUUUGUAAUGUUUGUACAAUAAAAAAGAAACGGAGGCAAACUCCUCUUCCUAGCA
Molecule: messenger RNA, 1414 nt
Organism: Anopheles aquasalis
Lineage: Eukaryota; Metazoa; Arthropoda; Insecta; Diptera; Culicidae
Source: RefSeq, a predicted model, not a curated record